GCCAUAGCUCUAUAUAUGUGCGGCCGCACGCACCCGCCAUCACGGACAACUCCGGCCGGCAAGUGCGAACGACGUCCUGAGCUGCGGCGGCGGAGUUACUGAGGUAUAGUGGUGAGCCGGGACCGAACGACAUGUGUGGCGGCGCGAUUCUUGCUAGGAUCAUACCGACCACGCCGGCGCGGCGGGUCACGGCGGCGCACGUCUGGCCUGCCGGUGAGGGUGAGAAGCGGCGGAAGGUGGGAGGGGGUGGGUCCUUCGGGUUUGAUGACGACUUCGAGGCGGCGUUUCGGAGAUUCGACCGUGGCGACUCCGAGGGGGAGGAAGACGAGGUGGCGCGCGAGUAUGGCCAUGGCAAGAUGGCGGUGAGCCGGCGCGAUCAGGCGCCCGGCCGCCGCGCUAGGCCGAGCAAGUACUGGGGCGUGCGACGCCGGCCGUGGGGCAAGUGGGCGGCCGAGAUCCGCGACCCCGUCGAGGGCGUCCGCGUCUGGCUCGGCACCUUCGCCACCGCCGAGGCCGCCGCGCACGCAUACGACGCCGCCGCCCGCGACCUCCGCGGCGCCAACGCCAAGCUCAACUUCCCAUCCUCCUCCGCCGCCACCACCCCACGCGCGCGCAAGCGCCGCCCCACCACCGCCACCAAGGCGGCACCCAACAACGUCGUCAACCUCAUCGACGAAGACGUCGACGGCGCGCACGCGCUACCCAUCACGGCGAACGAAAACUCGGCCAGCGAGAGCUCCGGCGCCGCCACCAGCAACGCGCUGCCGGACUUCACGUGGCAGGGCUUGUCGGCGUCCGACGACGGCGACGUGGAGCAGCCAGCCCUCGACGCCGACACCGAUCACGCCACCGAGCUCGUCGCCGGCUCCAAGAAGCGGCUCCGGGCUGAAGCCGACGAAGUGCUCUCCGCACCACUCGUCGUCAAUAACGCCGCCGCCGGCCUACUCCUGUUCGACGACCCAUUCUUGUUCGGUGACUUCAACGGCGACACGUUCGCCUCGCUCAUGGCCGGCCAGUUCGGAGGCGACGCCGCCGGGCAAGUGAACGUCGCCGGCGAGAGCACGGCGCUCUGGAGCUUCGGCGACGACUGCCUCGUUGGCGCCAACGCAUGCUAUUAGCUACACUACCCAUCUUACUCUGUACUGUACUGGUUGUUGAACGUUUGACAUAAAGCAAUCCUGCUAGCAGUUUGUAAUCCCGUGAAAUUUGAUCGAAAUUAUCAUGUUUGUGUUGUUUGAAUCUCUACUUCUCGUAGCACAUCAUUCAUGGAGUGUUUGAUUUGAUUCCUCAUGUUGGCAUUUCUAACCUUUGUGAUCCUGUAUGAUGUGACGUUCAUCUUAAGCGGCAAA
Messenger RNA from Oryza brachyantha (malo sina), 1349 nucleotides. RefSeq names its product ethylene-responsive transcription factor ERF073-like. Gene Ontology annotation, molecular function: DNA-binding transcription factor activity; DNA binding. Lineage: Eukaryota; Viridiplantae; Streptophyta; Magnoliopsida; Poales; Poaceae. The transcript has a single exon. Gene Ontology annotation, biological process: ethylene-activated signaling pathway; regulation of DNA-templated transcription. The record is from RefSeq and is a predicted model, not a curated record. Bases 132 to 1118 code for a protein of 328 amino acids.